UAGUCUUAAUUUUUUUUAAAAAUUCAUAUAAAUUAUAUAUAUAUAUAUUUAUUUAUUUAUUUAUAUAUGGAUAUACACUUCCAACACGUAUCCGCUUCCUAAUAUUUUAAAAAAAUUUCGCUUAUGCGCUUCCUUACGCUUCCGCUUCCACGUACCCGUUUCUGUUUCCAUGUAACAUAGAUAUACUCACUAAAUAUAAGGAAUACGUGUUUUGCAAGUUUAAAUGAAAGAAUAUGCUGAUUGUGUUAAUUAAUAGAUAUCUGUUUUGAUUAUUUUGACAGAGUAGAAAUAGGAAAAAAUGUUUGGAUGUUGUUUUAUUUUCGAAUUAAAGAAUAUUGUGCUAUGAUUUGCUGCAGUUAAUGUUGUUUGAGUAGAAUUAGGAAUCAUUAGUUGAAUAGUAUCGAGAUUUAGAAGGAAAAUAUAAUAGGGAAAAUUGCCAAAAGAGAACAAGAAAUCAACAUAGUUGUCCCUAUAGUAUAAAUCCAACCUAAAGUAGUCCCUAUAGUAUAAUGUUUUCCAUAAUACCAAAAGUAACCUUUAAUUAAUCUUAUUAAACAUAAUUAAUUUGGUUUUUUAUAAAAAAAUAAAGAUGAUUCGGUUUAAUAAAGUUACCGGGUUAGAAAAAAAAUCAGAAGAAAAGGGGUGAAAAGCUUGAUUUCCCUAACCCUAACAUCGUUGGUCUCUCCGCCUCUCUCUUUCACGGAGAUAAAGAUGGCGAUUUUGUCUUCUCCGUUGUGCUCCCUCCGGUGAAAUCAACGACGGAACCCACCGAAGCUUCUCUCUCCACCUCUACGUCUCUCUGCUACUCUCCGCCUCUCUCCACCUCUCUCCGCCUCUCGCCGCCUCUCCGCUUCUCGCCACCUCUCUGCUUCUCUCCGCCUCUCUCGGCGUCUUUCCUCCUCUCGCCGCCUCGUCGGUUCUCUCCACCUCUCGCCACCUCUCCGCUUAUCGCCACCUCUCCGCUUCUCUCCGCCUCUCCGCCUCUCUGCCUCAAUUUGCGAACGAUAUGGAGCUUGAGCUACCCAAACGAUUGUAUGCAGAGGGUUCAGAACCUCGGGUUAAGAAGAUCAACAACAGUUGCCGCAUGGAACUUAUCAGAGAUCUGAAGAAAGCUAUGUGUGCCGAGUAUGAUGAUGUGAAGAGAGAUCCAGUUUUCACACAUAUCAUGGCUAUUGCCGAAAAUGAUCUCAAGUUCUCUGGGAAACUAGUGGAUAGCUUCAUAUGUAGGCAGCUGAUUACCUCAAAGCUGCAUGAGAAGUGGUUUGUUUUUGCGAGGACGCCUCUCCGGUUUUCGCUUCAGGAGUACCAUGCCGUGACAGGCCUCAAGAUUACACGGGAAACUAACAGUGACGUAGUGAAAUGGAAAAACGACGGGGGUUUUUGGAGUAACCUACUGCACACAGGUGGUAAGAUCACCUUGCAGUCGAUCAGAAAGGUUCAUCUACAAGAAGUUCACACCUGGACUCGGCUUGAUAGGAUGAGGUUGAUCUACUUGUGUGUAAUAGUGGGUGUGGUGAUGGGGAGAGAUGAGAAGGUGUCCAUCCCUCAUAUGUACAUCAAGUUGGUGAUGGAUUUUGACAAGGUUCGGAAGUUCCAUUGGGGUCUUCACUCGUAUGAUUUCCUGCUGAGUUCGAUUGAGAAGGCUAGGAAGAAGUUGGGUAAGAAGGAGAGCUACAUUUUCGAGGGUUUCUCCUAUGCUCUCCAGAUUUGGAUUAUGGAGGCAAUUCCAGAUUUUGGAGAAAUUUUAGGCAGAAGAGUCUCAGACAGCUUCAAAGGUCCAAGGUGUGGCAAUUGGAAAGGAGUUGCAAAAGUUUCUUAUGAAGACAUCAUUGAGCUCGAGGACUCCUUAACUAACAAGGAUAACUUCUUCUCGGUCAUAUCAGUGACUGGUAAUGGUGAUGUGUUUCUAGAUGCUCAGUACACAAGGGAGGGUGAGAUGGAAGAUGAACGAGUGGACCUUGUUUUGGAGAGGAUCAGGAACAAGUAUGAUUGGAGCAGCACAGACUGGCCAGUUUUAGACCCUGAAGAGUCUAAAAUGGAGGAACCCGACAGCCAUGAUAGAGGGUCAGAAGCUGAUAAGAGCGUGGAUCAUACGGAUGUUGUAGCAGACGAGGAGACCUCUUCGGUUCAGGUUGCAGGAAAAGGCAAGAGAAAGUUUCUUGAUGAAGGAGCAGAGACAAGAAAGAAGAAGGUGCUGUGUAAGCGAUCAGCAGAAAAGUUUCUGACUUUUGGUCCUGAAACUAAGAGUUUCAUUGAGGGUCUUAUCCGCACAUCUGUCACUUCAUUGGGAGAUGUGCUCAGUAUGCAAAUGGCGAAUAUGGAGAGAGUGUUUACAGAGAGGAUGGGGAAGAUGGAGAUUGAGGUUUCACAGCUCAAGGACGCAAUCAGUUUGACUGGUGAAGGAAGCUAUCCUAGUAAGAAAGAAACUGAAGAAGCUCCACUAAACAGCAAAGCCAAGCAAGCUCCACCUAAGAGCAAAGGCGCUCAAGCUCCACCUAAGAGCAAAGGCGCUGAAGCUCCACCUAAGCGCAAAGGCGAUCAACCUACUCCAACAAAAAAGGACGGGAAAAAGAUUGCUACAGAAACUAAUGAUUUUGAUUUUGGAUUGAGUACACAAGACUUGCGGGACCUGUCCCAAGCUACAUUUGUUGACGGUUUUGAUCUGUCUCAAGUGAAAGCUGAGACGUCAAGUAAAUCGAAACCGUUUAACAUGGCUCCACUGCAGUGGAAUGAUGAGGAAAUGGAUCGAACCAAAGAAGACUCGCCAGAUGCCGCGUUGGUGUUUUUCCGUGAAGAGGAUUGGGAAAAAGUUAGAACUUGGUCAACUUCCUCUACACGUAUACGGAUUGGACCUGCCACUUUAGAUUUUGAGAUUGCUAAUCGUCUUAUGGAUAAAUCUGAGUGGUUAAAUAGCUUGGAGAUUGACGCUGCAAUGUACGUAUUCCGGGAGAGAACAUCUUUGAAACGAUGGAGACCUCAUCGUGUCGCCUUCAUGACUGUCGUCUUCAGCAAUAUGAUUAAAAAAGAGUAUGGUCAUUUAGAAGCUCAGGGUAGAAAGAGCUACAUGCUUCAUAAUUUGCUACUGCAGUUCGGUAAAGGAGUCCUUCCACCACAUGGCAGGACACAUGAGAUAUGGAAUAUAGAUGUGGAUCGCCUGUAUGUCCCUGUUCAUGUCAGUGGGAAUCAUUGGAUCGCCUUGUGCAUCAGUUUCGUGACGAGAAGCAUUGAAGUGUUCGACUGCUCGGGUAGGAAAAGGUACAAGGAGGUGGAUGGGUUCGCAAACCUUAUUCCGCGUAUUGUCAAGGCAGUUCAGCCUAUGAGACACCAGAAGGAUUUCACAGUCGGUGCAUAUACUGUUUCCUAUGUCCCCGUUGGGAAUCUGAAUAAAAGUGCAUGUGACUGUGGCGUCUAUGCAGUGAAGUUCAUUGAGUGUCAUGCGCUUGGAUUGGAGUUGUCGUUGUUGCAUGAUGGUAACAUUAUCGAAGCUCGCCACAGGAUUCUAUGGGAUCUUUGGGAAGCAGCUAAUGAUCCGGAAUUGAUUGAUAGGAUGUCAAAGUAUCAAUCCCCGGAGUGUCUCUCUUCGACUGUAGAGGAGAUUUUGUGAGACUGCUUGGUUUCAAGUUCUAAUGUAAUGAACAAGAUUGCUUAAUCUGAUGUAUAACUUCUAGAUUUUAUUAUCAUUUUUAGGAACAAGACUGCUUAGUUUAUUGUAUAACUUCUAGUGUUUAAUUAUGAUUUUUAGGAUUGACUCUUGUAAUCAAAUGUACAUCUUAUGGUUUUGUUAUUAAGAGUUUUUAGCUGAAGAAUGCUAGAAUUUAACACUGUUUUAAAUUAGAACCUUAAGCUAAACCCUAAACAUACCCUAAACGAAACACAAAACCCAGAACAAGACCACAGUCAAACCUAACCUAAACUCCUAAACAUACCCUAAACGAAACAAAAACCCGGAACAAGACCACAGUCAAACCUAACCUAAACCCUAAACAUACCCUAAACGAAACAAAAACCCGGAACAAGACCACAAGAACAUUUAGAAUAACUGUUUUACUAGAUCAUCCC
This is a messenger RNA of Brassica rapa (field mustard), 4059 nucleotides long. RefSeq lists its product as uncharacterized. Gene Ontology annotation, biological process: proteolysis. The record is from RefSeq and is a predicted model, not a curated record. Gene Ontology annotation, molecular function: cysteine-type peptidase activity. NCBI's taxonomy places the organism in Eukaryota, Viridiplantae, Streptophyta, Magnoliopsida, Brassicales, Brassicaceae.